AUGACCGUAGUAGCGGGCGAUAAUAUGGACGAGACCUCGGCUGUCCCCGGCCACCCUCAGGACACCUACCCCCCUGACCACACCGACCACGAGUGCUGCGAGAGGGUGGUUAUCAACAUAGCCGGUCUUCGUUUUGAGACGCAGUUGAAAACGCUCUCUCAGUUUCCGGAGACGUUGUUGGGCAACCCGAAAAAGAGGAUGCGGUACUUUGAUCCUCUGAGAAAUGAGUACUUCUUUGACAGGAACCGUCCCAGCUUCGAUGCCAUCCUUUAUUACUAUCAGUCUGGGGGGAGGCUGAGAAGACCGGUGAAUGUCCCCUUGGAUAUGUUCUCAGAAGAAAUCAAAUUUUACGAGCUGGGAGUAGAGGCGAUGGAGAAGUUUCGUGAGGAUGAGGGCUUCAUCAGGGAGGAAGAGCGUCCUUUACCCGAGAAGGAGUUCCAGCGUCAGAUUUGGCUCCUCUUCGAGCACCCAGAAAGCUCGGGCCCUGCCAGGGGAAUUGCCAUAGUGUCCGUGAUGGUGAUCCUGAUUUCAAUAGUUAUAUUUUGUUUAGAGACUUUACCACAACUGAAAGAGGAUCCAGCAGGCCGAAUAGAGAGAGUGGGGAACAUUACAAUUUAUUAUAAGCCCGACAUCCUCACUGACCCCUUCUUCAUCAUCGAGACUCUCUGUAUAAUCUGGUUCUCCUUUGAGUUGAUAGUACGCUUCCUAGCAUGCCCGAGCAAACCGGCCUUCUUCAAGAACAUGAUGAACACGAUUGACAUAGUGGCCAUCAUCCCUUACUUCAUUACACUUGGCACUGAGCUGGCAGAAGACCCAGAUAACGAGGGGGUGGGAGAGCAGGCAACAUCUCUGGCCAUACUCAGGGUGAUUCGUCUGGUCAGGGUGUUUAGGAUCUUCAAGCUGUCGCGACACUCUAAAGGACUCCAGAUUUUGGGACAGACCCUCAAGGCCAGCAUGCGAGAGCUAGGACUGCUGAUCUUCUUUCUGUUCAUUGGAGUCAUCUUGUUCUCCAGUGCUGUCUACUUUGCUGAGGCAGAGGAGCAAGAUUCGCACUUUGGCAGCAUCCCGGAUGCAUUUUGGUGGGCUGUUGUGUCCAUGACAACUGUGGGCUAUGGGGACAUGGUCCCGGUCACUAUAGGAGGCAAGAUUGUGGGAUCUCUGUGCGCCAUCGCUGGAGUGUUGACAAUUGCGCUCCCAGUGCCUGUCAUUGUGUCCAACUUCAACUACUUCUACCACAGGGAAACUGAGGGAGAAGAGCAAGCCCAGCUGCUCAACGUCAGCACUCCCAACAUCCCGUCUGAAACCAACUCCAGCCGCCGUAGUUCAUCUACCGUCAGCAAAUCAGAGUACAUGGAGAUUGAUGGAGAUAUAAACAAUAGCAUCGAUAACUUUAGGGAGGCAAACCUCAGAACUGGCAAUUGCACUAUAGCCAACCAGAACUGUGUAAAUAAAAGCAAGCUGCUUACCGAUGUUUAGACACUAGCUAGGAAUUUUAGUCUCUCUACGAGACUGUUAUAGAUGGAGUAGACCGUAAGUUAGGAAUGCUUCAUUUACCUCCCCAAAGCGCUCUAUGGCAUUAGGCCUGCAAUUAUGCUCAGCUAUACCGAAAGGAAACAGAAAAAAAACAAAACAAAGCUGUUAGAGUACAUGACAGGUAGAAAGAAUAAUUAUUCUGAUACUACAAAUAUAUAGUCACAUCAGAGAGAAGACAUUGAUCAUUACACACACACCAGGCUCCCUCGAGGACCCAGAGCACACGCCGUCUUCUCAGACCACAGUGUGAUAAUUAAAAUCUUAUAUGCAUGG
Oreochromis aureus is the source of this 1806-nucleotide messenger RNA. Its product is annotated as potassium voltage-gated channel subfamily A member 1-like. Gene Ontology annotation, biological process: protein homooligomerization; potassium ion transmembrane transport. Gene Ontology annotation, molecular function: protein binding; delayed rectifier potassium channel activity. The coding region runs from base 1 to 1476 and encodes 491 amino acids. NCBI's taxonomy places the organism in Eukaryota, Metazoa, Chordata, Actinopteri, Cichliformes, Cichlidae. The transcript has a single exon. The record is from RefSeq and is a predicted model, not a curated record. Gene Ontology annotation, cellular component: membrane; neuronal cell body; juxtaparanode region of axon.